GCCCCUCGGGCAGUCACGGGGGUUGGCGGUUGGAAACUCCUCGCGCUGCGCGGGUGCUGAGGGGUGCAAGCGAAGGUGGGCACGCGACUCGCGGGGGCCAUCGGACUGUCGCGUCGCGAGCAGGUUCCCUUGCUGGGACUCGGGUUGACGCCGCGCAGCGGCGAGCUUCAGCAGAGCGGAGCGCGACGCUCUACGGACGUCGGUGGCGCCCGGUCCGGUCCCCACGCCGCGGUUCCAAGCCUUCUGCACCCGGCAAAGGGGUGAAGUGGGUGUGUCGGGUGUGUCUCCUGCCUGGCCGGCCGCACCCGGUCACGGCGACUGAACCUUGGGCUCUGCCGGACGAUUGGUACUGGAGCGCGGCGGCUGGCUCGGGGACCCGCACUUCUCUCCUGCGGAGGUGGGCGAGCGGUGGCACCCCACCCCCGUUCCCGCGGCGGAGGCCCCCAGCAUCCACCUGGCUGCAAGGGGAAGGAAACACGCCCGCUUCGCCCCCAACUUGUGCAAAUGAUCUGAUAAGGGCGUUGUUGCUCAAACCACAGAGGUUGCAACAAUAUCCUCCUGGCUGAUGGCUGGGGAGAGGUGCUCAUCACUCAGCUCCCCCACAAAGAAGAGCUAAAGAUGCUUAAUUGUGUUCUGAGAGAUUUCUCAUAACACACAAGGAGCCAAUAGUAAUGCAGUUGAAGGAUGUAAAAUGAAAACAAUAACCUCAAGUCAAAAGGAAAGAAGAUAAAGUGGAGCUGUUUCUUGUCCUAUGUAUUCAUGAGGUCAUCUUGAAAUCUAACUAAAAAUGACAGCUCUUUCUUCAGUGAACUGCUCAUUUCAGCACCUGUUACACCAGUCAAAGCAGCCCCUAGAUGUUAACUGUCUGUUGUUCUUGAUCAUACUUGGGAAAAUAUUAUUAAAUAGCCUCAUCUUAGGAAUGAAAAGGAAAGACACCUAUUGGAAUUUUAUGGAGUAUUUCUGCUUUUCACUAGCAUUUGUUGAUCUUCUGCUGUUGAUAAACAUUUCCAUUCUGUCCUACUUUAGGGACUUUGUAGUUCUAGGUAUUAGGUUUACAAAAUACCAUAUCUGUCUGCUCACACAAAUCAUUUCCUUCACUUAUGGCUUUUUGCAUUAUCCAGUUUGCUUACUAGCUUGUAUAGAUCACUGUUUCAAUCUGUCUCGAGCCACCAAGCAUUCAUCUAAAUGGCAAAAAUUAUUUUAUUUCUUGACAGUCAUUUUAAUUUGGACUUCAGUCUUUGCUUAUGUUUUGGGAGCGCCAGCCAUCUCACAAAGCCUGAAGACACACAGGGCUUCUAUGUACCAAUGCCCUUCCUAUGUCAGCACUCAGAGUUACUGGCUGUCAUUGUCUAUGCUAAUGGUUUUAUUUGUGGCUUUUCUGAUUUCAUGGCCAGAAGUUGUUGCCUUGGUACAAGCAAUUAGGAUAGCAUCCUAUAUGAACAAGACUGUCCUCUACUUUCCUUUCCAAUCCCACUCUGGUUACACUGUGAGGUCUAGAGAAGCACUCUUGCCCAGGCUCAUCGUGUGCUUUCUUGGUACCUGGUUUCCCUUUGUAGUACUUCAGGUCCUCACCUUGUCACUUAGAGUUCAGAUCCCAGCAUAUGUAGAAAUGAAUGUUCCCUGGCUGUACUUUGUCAACAGUUUUCUCAUUGCUGCAGUUUAUUGGUUUAACUCCCAGAAGCUUUAUUUAAGAGAUGGAAUAUUACCUGUGGAUCCUUUUGUCAACUGGAAAUGCUGUUUUGUUCCAGUCCAUAGACUUAAGCAAGUGGAGAGGCCCGUAUCCAUAAUCAUCUGUUGAUGUGCUGCCGUGUUGGGGGAACUCCCGUAGCACCAAGGAUCAGUCUUACAAACAGGACAGGGGGGCUCAGGACACACACCUGAAACUCUUGGUCCCUAACUUUCCUCUUUUCAACACAGGAUCUAAGGUGUGGUGGAUAUUAAAUAGUAACACAACCAAGUUUUUAUGCCUAGUCAGCAACAUUGUGUAUUUGGACAUUGUGUAAGUAUUUUGGUACUCAUCCAAAAGUAAAAUAAACACACUAACAUGUGG
Messenger RNA from Phodopus roborovskii (desert hamster), 2050 nucleotides. It is a transcript of the gene Gpr160, whose product is annotated as G protein-coupled receptor 160. Bases 788 to 1798 code for a protein of 336 amino acids. Gene Ontology annotation, cellular component: signaling receptor complex; plasma membrane. The record is from RefSeq and is a predicted model, not a curated record. Lineage: Eukaryota; Metazoa; Chordata; Mammalia; Rodentia; Cricetidae. The transcript has 4 exons.